Molecule: messenger RNA, 5287 nt
Organism: Venturia canescens
Lineage: Eukaryota; Metazoa; Arthropoda; Insecta; Hymenoptera; Ichneumonidae
Gene: Neurochondrin
Product: neurochondrin
Exons: 2
Coding region: 2050-4284 (744 amino acids)
Biological process (GO): regulation of neuronal synaptic plasticity; neuron projection development
Cellular component (GO): dendrite
Source: RefSeq, a predicted model, not a curated record
AGGAAGGGAGAAGCCAAAGAAAUAAAGGGAUAAUUUGGCAGGCAGCUUGGGGAUUGAAAUUCUUCGAGAUCUACGUCGUGUCGACGAAGAAGGAGCAAGCAGUCUUUGACGUUCUUUAACAAGCAACGCGGGACGAUAAAAACUACUCUUCGAUCGUCAUUUCCCCCUCUCUACUUAUUCUUUUUUUCUUUUCCUCGUUGUGACCUGUAACGACAAAAGGCAGUGAGCCGUUAUUUGAUGAAAGGCCCUUGCCUGUUAUAUCGGGACACAGAUACAGAGGGGUACUACCAUCGGACCAGAACUGACGUUUGGGACGGACGACGGAACUCCGGAAUAAUCGACAUAAAGCCAAGAUAAAGUCUCAGCGUACAGUUUAAACUCAUAUUUAGUACAACGGUAACAGUAACAAGUAGCAGCAGCAGCGGUACAACAGGAAGAACGUGAACCAGAGUGAAGAUGGCCGCCUAUCGUGGACGUCGGGGUUCAAAUCCUGCAAUAACGACAGUCUUUUUCGAUCUGGACAACACCCUGAUCGAGACGAGGAGGGGCGACAGUAUGGCCUGCAGAAAGAGACUUCGACUGCGAACUCCCGAAUAAAAGGAUCAGUCCAUUUGUGAGAGAGCACCUUGAACUAAAGUAGAAUUAAACGGGGCGCGCGAGGUCACGCAUGUCAGCAGACGACGCGAAUGAAAAGAGCGCGCUCCCCACUCCGCCAUGUUGGUUUUCUAGCAUAAAGUGCAUGUAUAUAUUGAAAGAUCGUGCUCUUCCCUCCUCUUGUCCCCUUUCCCCCCACCCCUAGCCUUCUUUUCCUCUUCAUGAAUCAAGAUUAUCAAGAUCUAAGGCACGUUUGGUACGGAAUCGUGGUUUUUUCCGCGUGUCAUCAUGUGUAUAGUGACGCAAAUUGUGAAAUGACCGGAAAGAACAAUAAAUAAUCUAUAAAACGAAACACGGUGAUGACGGACCAAUUGCACCGAAUAAAAUUUGCCGAUGAAUUUGUGUCAGUAAUGUAAAGUGUCAAGAUUUUCUGUCGAUCUGACAAUAGCUAUGUAUACAUGUUAAUAUAAUGUUAAACAAUCCUUCGGGUAGGUCCACUGUGUGUAUUCUGAUUGUGUUGCGCGCGUGCGUUUAACUGUUGCGUAUAACUUUACGAAAAGGAACUUCGACAACGAAAUUCCACCGGAGCAAGGAGGGGAGAAAACGUUGAAUUUUCUUGUGCUACGUAUUUCUCCGAGUAACUCUGCUGGAAAUAGAAAGCCCGCGUGUAACACGAGACGUUUCCCGUUAUAGCGCUAUCACUAAUUCUACCCGGCACUAUUUUUGGAACGCGCGAGUGUUUUGUACGCGGGUUUACUGUACGGCGUACAGCCAACGUCGAGAAAAAAAUCGUCGUCUCCAGGGAGAGAUGUUAACUUUUUGUCACAGAGCGCGUUUUUUUCCUUCUUUCUACUUUAAGUACCAUCAAAGCAGUAGACAACGUGUUUUAUUUUUGUUUUCGUGAAGAUUCGUGUCUGUGCAGUGAAAAAGACGGCAAAAGAAACUCAUGUAUAUGUAAUAAAUAAACGGCACACACGUGGGGAAGAUGAUUAUUUUUGAAUUCAGUGGGGGACUCGUUCUUUUUUCUGACUGCUAGUCCAAAAUCUGUGCUGGGAUUAUUUAUUUUUUUUUCUUGCUCACGAAAUCGCGCACGUGGAACGCUAUUAAUGAAAACUUAGUUCUUCCAAUCUGCAUCGUUUCCGUACUUUUCUACUUCACGCCUACGCCUUGCAUACAAACCAACUUUCUUGCUCCGGUGAGCUGCAGCGGUGCUCCGGUCAAUUUGGCAACGCGGUAAAGAAUCUAUUUUGGUAACGCUCCUCCUCCGCCUCGAGAAAGCAACGGUGUGUCAAAGGGCAAGGCUAGAGAGAGUUGCGAGGAGCUCGCUCGCUUCCUGCAGACUAGUCGGAUUGCCACAGCCCGGUGAAUAGGUUGUUCGUGCAUCGUCACUGGAUUUUUUCACAGCUAUACAGCUGUUCUCUUUUUUGCUUGGCUUUGCUUCGGUCCGUCGCGAAAAUGAGUGUUCCCGAAGGUGUGAAGAAAUGCGUCGCCGUGCUGAAGAUGGUGGAAAGUGAUUCAGAAAAGUUUGCUGCACUUUUCAUGGUGACCAAGCUAGUGGAUGCGACCGAUUGUGGCCCAACCGCCAAGAAGAUGCUCUUCGAGGCGAUAGGAACUAAAUUUCUUCGUAAGCUCUUGUCCAGCGACGACGUGCCAGUCGACUGCCCGCCUCAAGUCUACAAGUCGGUGGCUCUCUCGAUACUUUCUUCAUUUUGUAACGAACCCGAGCUCGCCGCUCAUCCUGACAUGAUCAGUCACGUACCGGCUCUGCUGCAAAUUGUCUCUCAGAUGGACGACGACGCUCCGGACGACACGCUCAUAAUAGUGAGCGAAGCUUACACUUGCUUGCAAAACAUAGCUCAAUAUCCUCCGGGACAGAGGGCCCUUGUGGAGCAGCGAGCGAUACCAAAGAUGUGUGAAAUUUAUUCAGAAAAAAGUUUCCAGACGGACGAAGCUCUGAAUAUAUUGGUAACGCUUACAACAAAAAUAGGUCCGCAAGCUUGGGAUCCCAUGGACACAGCACCUUUCCACGCUAUAGUCAACAAAAUAGCCCUUGAUUUUGAAACGGAUCAUUCGGAGAGGAAAUUUGAAUUGUGCUCAAUUUUACAAUCUCUCAUUUCCUCCUGCCGCAAAGAACUGAUAUCCUCAACCGCCGCUCAGGAGUCUUGGCCUCAGAGUAUUUACAAAGGUUUGAGCGACAUACUCGGCUCAAAAAUUGGGAAGAAUCAACGUGAUCCUGCCCUGAAGUUGGCUUCUGCGUCGCUGGAUCUGCUCGGAGUCGAAUGGGCCUUGUCCGACGAGACGAAGCCCAAAGUAUUUUUCCUGCUUCUGAUACAACUGGCUUCGAUCGAAGUGAGAAUGCAGCUGGAGGGGAAGCAACUGAGAAGCGUUAUUCCCAACGCCGAAUUGAUAGUCGCCUGUUUUGUAAUACUCGAGAUUUCACUCGGCUACAUAACAACGGAUCAACUGGAUCUCGAACAGAAAGAGAAACAAUCGUUAUACACCGCCCUGAAAGGAGCGUUCGCCGCGAUCAUUGGAUUACUCAACGCUGUUUCCAAAAUGAAGGAGUUGACGGAUAUCGGUGAAAGAGUUUUCGUUUGUGCUAUGGUACGAGUAUUAUCGGCUUGGCUAGCGCAAGAAACAUCAGCGAUGCGGCCGCAAGUUUACGCGGUCCUGCCGUACAUGCUGACCGUAGCGAAUGACACUUUUUACGCUCAUCGCAACAGAAAAAUGGCAGAAAAAGCAAGAGCCGGAGCUCGCAGCGACGAGGGCUCUUCGUCUUCUUCCGGUGAGCCGGUCGUCCACGAUCCCUUGAGCGAGGUCGAUGUGCUCCGCGUCAUGUUACCGGCUCUCUGUUACUUGGCGGUCGAGGAAGAAGCGAGGAAGGUUUUACUGAAGCACAAACAAGAUCAGAUAUUCUUCGAGUGCUUGUCUUAUCACUGGACGAUCGUGCAUUACAAAAAGCCACCGGUGCCGAGAUCGGAGCGUUUGAAAGCGAUAAAAGAACCAGAAAAAGAGCUGGAGCCUCGCGUACUCAGCGAGAUGCAAGAUUCCCGGGCAGCGAUGGUUUCGAUCUGCAACAUCCUCAUGAAUAUCUCCGUUCUCGAGGCCAAACUCGUCGAGGAAUCAGCCACUUUUAUAAACCUUUUGAAAUUCAUAUUCACCAAUUUACCGGAGCUCAAACAGAUCCCGGACAAUUUGGUCCUCCACGGGCACUUGGCCGUCCUCGGAUUGCUGCUGCUAAAACAACAAGCAAAACUCGUAAAGAAAAACGAUUUCUCCAUAUGCCGUUACAUACAAGCGACCAUAAGAUUUUUGUGGGACGCUUACAACGUCGACGAGAGCAACGAUCCAACCGAGUUAGUAGUAUCGAUGUCGUACAAGGAGCAUUGGAUGGAAAUAAUGGAACUUUGGUUCCUCGGUAUGCAAACCAUGGCCGGAGUACUGCAGCUCAUUCCAUGGAUCACCGAAUUCGCGAUCGAGUCUGGUUGGGCGCAGGGAAUCGUCGAGACCCUCAAGAAAGUCAAAAUCGGUAGUCUGCCACCCAACGUUAAAUCAGCGUACGAAGAUCUGCUGUGCCACCUCGUCAAAGCCGAUUCUAGCGUCGCCGCCGUCCUGAAAAAAGCCGGGGCUCUCGCCGUCUGUAGAAAUCACCGUAUGAUGGAAUUGGGAAAAAAUCUCUUUGGCGAUUAGACUUUCGAGAUACGAGACUUUUUCCCAUUUUCCUCUCGUUCUCAUCGAAUCUGUGUGCCACAGAUUUUUCACCUUGCUCAUUUUUAUUUUUUACCAAUAUCGAAUCAUCGCUGUAACGAAGCUCCGUUUUUACCAUUGUCUUCGCCGAUCGUUUUAUCGGAGCGACUUGAAAUUUAUAAAAAAAAAAAACGCCUAUUUUCGUUUCUCCAUUUUGCACCCUUUCAUCAACGUUAAUUGGCUAAUUUUCAUUGCGAUUUUUACGAGAGUUAUAUGAAUAUGUAUAUUUUUUGCGAAACGUUUGUUCCUGCAGUAGAAUUGCCCCUGUGUAUCGUGUAUCGAGAUUCAUCAAGCGAGAACGAAGGUCACUUUAUUGAUACACGUUUAACGACAGCGAGUAGUACUUUCUUGGCGUGAAAAUGACUCGCAGUACGAGCAUGAGAAUCGAGUGCCAACAAAAAUAAGGGAUGAAUAAUAUCAUCAAUGAUGGUGUCGCUUGACGAGAACAGCUGCAAAUAUUAUUUACGCACUUUUCAACUCGUCGCACCUUGAAAUAGUUUUGCUCGGUGAGAGCCAAUUUGAAGGGAUGAUUCGUCGGCUAUUCGAUGCGGAGGACUAAACGUUAUCGUGGCCUCUUAAUUUUUGUGCUCUGACGAAUCGAUACAAAAACUUAGCAACCAGACAGGAAUAUUUGUCAAGAUAUUUAUUCCCGUAGAUACACGCGAGAAGUAUAAAUAAAAGUAACGAAGAUCGCGUUAAUUUGUGAGACGAGUAUAGAUCUCGUGCGAUGCGCUCAGCAUCCGUCAGUGCUAUUUUUACUCUCCUUGUGAGAAUAUUUUCCACAAAUUCGAAACGCUUGUAAAGCUUUUUCGAAAGGUAAACGUUUCGAGGAGAGAAAAAAUAUGCAGCGUUAUCCAAAGAUUGAUUUUGUUGUUGUGCUUUCAUUUUUAAGACAUUUGUAAUAUCCGAUAUAAAUUUUACAUUAAACAAAAUUAAUUUUUCUACA